CUCCCAGGAGCCCCGGUCUCGUAGAAACAACAGGAACUUUGGUGCAUUUACCAUCCGCAAGCAUGGCCGACUCUCUUGUGGCCAUCCUCAUCGUCCUCGGCGUCAUUGUCCUUAUCGGGCUAGUCCUGCUGUACAACUCCAUCUACGUCGUGCAACAAGCCGAAGGAAUUGUGAUUGAGCGCUUUGGCAAGGUGCAAAAGGUGCUCGACUCGGGCAUACACUUCGUCCUGCCGUUUGUGGAUAGUCCUCGCAGCUUCCAGUGGAAAAAAGUCGUGCAGGGGUACAACGGCCACCUCGAGACCCGCGAUGCAUCGAGCUACCGCAUUGACUUGCGCGAAAGCAUCUUUGUCUUCCCCGCGCAAGAAGUAUACACGCGCGACACGAUCUUGUUGGACGUGCACUCGGUCAUGUUUUACCGCAUCGUCGACAUCAAAAAGGCCGUGUACGAAGUGGACGACUUGAACAUGGCGAUCGCCAACGUCGCGCAAACCCAACUCAAGGAAGUGUUUGGCAACAUGACGUUCACGGAAGCACUGGCGUCUCAAAGCGUGAUCAACGCAUACAUCAAGAAGAGCUUUGGCGAACGGUUUGCGCAGUGGGGGCUCGUGGUGGAGCGCAUGGAAGUGCUCGACAUGCUGCCCAAGCAAGGCACGACGAUCGCGGACGCCAUGAAACGCCAAAUGAUUGCCGAACGCUCCCGUCGCGCAGACUUUAUUCAAGCCGAGGGCAAGAAGGCGGCGAUGCGGCUACUGUCGGAAGGCACCAAGCUCCAAAAGUACAACAUGGGUGUGGCGGAACAAGAAUCCACUCGCAAAACGUCGGAAGGGUCGGCAGGGGCCAAGGUCGAGCUCGCGCGGGCGGAGAGUAAGUCGCUGGAGUUGAUUUCAGCGGCUUUUGAGGCAGACGGGGCGUCCCAGACUGAGUAUGUCAUCUCGCAACGGUACAUGGCCAUGUUUCUCAAGAUGGCGCAAAACUUGGAGAAGAAGACGCUGUUCUUUCCGUACGAGACCAAGGGGCUGUCAGGGCUUAUCGGCGACCUUCGCGGGGUGUAUGGGCACCACCGAAAGGGAGCGGCAGUCCCCCCGGUGCAAACCAACAAGAAACAAACGUUCCAGGCGUUGAAUUAAGCAGCGAUGUGAUGAGAAUGCGCGAUGAAUGAUUGCCGGGUCUAUGAUAUCGUAAUCAAAACUUUAUGUUUGCAUAACGUUACUACCGGUACAUAUAUGGCGGCAA
Aphanomyces astaci is the source of this 1233-nucleotide messenger RNA. RefSeq lists its product as hypothetical. The transcript is spliced from 9 exons. The coding region runs from base 63 to 1127 and encodes 354 amino acids. The record is from RefSeq and is a predicted model, not a curated record. NCBI's taxonomy places the organism in Eukaryota, Oomycota, Saprolegniomycetes, Saprolegniales, Verrucalvaceae.